UCUCGCAUUCACAUAACUGUCAUCACAGCAUCCCAGGGCGGCAACUAUGGUUGCACUUUAGUUUUCAUUCACAUAACUAUCUAUCACCAACUUUCCUUCUAGGCUCUAGUAACCGAUUAGCUUCUCUUUUAAUUGUGCACUCUGAUCAGCUUCCAUUUCGAAUGGCUUAUCCUCCGCAACCCGACCCUUUCUCUGGGUCCAGCCGUGAAGCCGAUGCCGGUGCAGUCUUCGUCCUCGAAUCAAAAGGGCAGUGGUGGCACGCGGGGUUCCACUUGACGACGGCGAUAGUAGGACCUACAGUACUGACGUUGCCAUACGCAUUCAGGGGGCUAGGGUGGGGCUUAGGGUUCCUAUGCUUGACGGUAAUGGGAGUGGUGACCUUCUACUCUUACUAUCUCAUGUCCAAGGUGCUCGAUCACUGUGAGAAAGCCGGUCGCCGUCAUAUACGGUUCCGCGAACUUGCGGCGGAUGUUUUAGGUACUGGAUGGAUGUUUUAUUUUGUCAUAUUCAUUCAGGCAGCCAUCAAUACUGGAAUAAGUACAGGAGCAAUAUUGCUUGGAGGGGAAUGCCUUCAGAUCAUGUACUCGGAUAUUUCUCCGAAUGGAUCCCUGAAAUUGUACGAGUUCAUAGCAAUGGUGACAGCAGUAAUGAUAGUUCUCUCUCAGCUUCCAACCUUCCACUCACUAAGACACCUCAACAUGGCUUCACUAUUUCUCAGUUUGGGCUACACUUUCCUUGUAGUUGGUGCUUGUAUUCAUGCAGGUCUCUCAAAAAAUGCCCCUCCAAGGGAAUAUUCACUAGAAUCGUUCGAGUCUGCUAGAGUCUUCAAUGCCUUCGCUUCCAUCUCCAUAAUAGCUGCUAUAUUUGGGAAUGGAAUACUGCCUGAAAUACAGGCAACUUUGGCUCCCCCUGCUACAGGGAAGAUGGUAAAAGGCCUUAUUAUGUGUUAUAGUGUUAUUCUGGUCACAUUCUACUCAGCUGCAGUUUCUGGAUAUUGGGUGUUCGGAAACAAAUCUAAUUCUAAUAUCCUCAAAAGCCUAAUGCCAGAUGAGGGACCUUCCUUAGCUCCAACAUGGGUUCUCGGCCUCAGUGUUGUUUUUGUCUUGCUUCAGCUUUUUGCUAUUGGCCUGGUGUAUUCUCAAGUAGCUUAUGAGAUAAUGGAAAAGAAUUCAGCUGAUGUGAAUCAAGGAAUGUUCUCCAAAAGGAACCUAAUUCCGAGGCUAAUUCUUCGAUCUAUUUAUGUGAUAUUUUGUGGAUUUAUGGCAGCCAUGCUUCCAUUCUUUGGAGAUAUAAAUGGUAUUGUAGGAGCUUUAGGUUUCAUCCCUCUAGAUUUUGUCCUCCCAAUGCUUCUAUACAACAUGACCCACAAGCCUCAAAAAUCUACCCUUACCUACUGGAUCAAUAUCUCUAUUAUAAUUGUCUUUUCUGGAGCAGGAAUCGUGGGUGCAUUCUCUUCUAUAAGAAAAAUGGUCCUCGAUGCCAAAAAGUUCAAGCUCUUUAGUAGUGAUGUGGUCGAUUAAAGAGUGCACAUAAAUCACCUGGCCAUUUUUGGCUGUGCAAUGGGUGAUUAGGCCCUUAAACAUAAAGAAAGCAUAGCAUACCUCUUGUUGUCAAUAAGAGAAAUGUGAUGAUAUACAUGACAUUGCAAGAGAAAAAUGAAUCAGAGUCUUUGUACAGUUUAUUCCAUGACAUAAAUGUGCAAUAGUAAAUUGAGGUUAUUAUUGCUAAAGAGACAUUUUGGCAGUUAAAAAUUUACGGUUAAUAUUCAUCAGGUGAAACCUGAACCGUCUGUGUUACUGUUAAAUGGAAAGACUAAUUGCUCUGAUUUCUAUCUGUAUUGUGGUCCUAUAUGUAAAAGCAAUUAGGUUAAUUCUGGGAUGUCCAUCAUGGAAUUUGUGGCUUUAGUUGUGGUUUGGUGAAAAGUGAAGCCCUUCUACAAUGUUUGGCAAAUUAUGAGGUGGGUUGGUGAGGUCAACUUGAAGGGACUUGAAGGAGAAUUUUGGCACUUUCCAAUUACUGUUGGAUAGUCAGUAAAAUUUUUCUUUUCUAUAAUCAUAUAUGUAUUAGGUGAACCAAAGUCCUAUCUGUAAUUAUUGAGGCCCAUUACUCUUGUGUGUUUUUGUGCUAGUUUCUUGGUAUGUGUGUAUAUAUAUAUUUUUAUUUAUUAAGAAGUUGAACGAGUCAAAAUAUAUUAUCAACUUUUUA
Molecule: messenger RNA, 2205 nt
Organism: Jatropha curcas
Lineage: Eukaryota; Viridiplantae; Streptophyta; Magnoliopsida; Malpighiales; Euphorbiaceae
Product: Transmembrane amino acid transporter family protein
Source: RefSeq, a predicted model, not a curated record